AUGAACCCAACGCCUGUCUUUUGGUGUAUCGCCGGGCAGGGUUUCGCCCUCCCAGAGCUCUGGUUCGUGUUCCAGCAGACCAAGUUCGUCUUCACUGACGCCGGCGGAAAGCAGGGCUUCGUGCGCAUGGAGUACCCGUCGGAAGGGUCGCUCGAGGCAUACCUGGGAUGCCGGGGGUGGGGGAACAAGGCCGCGCAGGCGGCGGCGGCGGAGCGGUGGGGGCCCAACGUCCUCGACAUCCCCAUGCCGGCGUUCAUGACGCUGUUCGCGGAGCACGCGGUUGCUCCGUUCUUUGUGUUCCAGAUCCUCUGCGUGGCGCUGUGGAGCCUGGACGACUACUGGUACUACGCGCUCUUCACCCUGGUAAUGCUCGUGCUGUUCGAGGCGAUGCUGUGCCUGCAGCGCCAGAAGAACCUGGAGAUGCUGCGCUCCAUGCGGAGGGAGCCCACCCUGGUGUACGUCCUGCGCGCCGGGCGCUGGCAGAGGGUUUCCUCGGAGGCGGUGACCCCGGGGGAGGUGGUCUCCCUCGUGGCGCGACCACCUACGGUGGCCAACGCCGUCCGCGAGAUGCAGCAGCGCGCGAUGCGAAACCGUCACCGGGCGGGGCGGCAGCAAGGCUCGGGUUUCCCGAGAGGCGUUGGCGGGGCAGCGGGAACCGGACUGGGCAUGGACCAGAUUAUGUCGAGCGGGGACUACGGGCUGCCGGGAGGAGGAGGGACGAUGGUAGGGGACGAGGAAGCCCUGGCCCCGUUCGACGUGCUUCUCAUGCGAGGGAGUUGCGUGGUUAAUGAGGCCAUGCUCACCGGGGAGAGCGUCCCCCAGGCGAAGACGUCGCUGUUGUCAGCGGGGGGUGCGGCGGGCGGCGGCUCGUGGGUUAAGGUGGAGGACGGAACCGACUCUCCCCACCGGAAGCACGUUAUCUUCAGCGGUACCAAGGUUCUUCAAUACGCCGCCGACGACGACGACGGCGGAGCGGUCGAGGGUCCCGGCUCUGAUUUGGCGGGGCUCACCCCCCCCCCGGACAAGGGGUGCCCGUGCGUCGUGCUCAGGACCGGGUUCGAGACUAGCCAGGGGCAGCUCAUGAAGACCAUCCUCUUUGCCACCAAAAGGGUCGCCGCUGGCAGCGACUGGGAGACCGGGGUGUUCAUCUUGAUCCUCCUCGUCUUCGCUGCAGUAGCGUCGGCCUUCGUGCUCGCCGAGGGCCUAGCGGACAAGACGCGAAACCCUUUCAAGCUGGUCCUCCACUGCAUCAUGAUCCUGACCAGCGUCAUCCCCCCGGAGCUCCCUAUCGAGCUCAGCCUCGCGGUGAUGAACUCCCUCACGGCGCUCACGCAGUCGCUCAUCUUCUGCACCGAGCCCUUCCGGAUCCCCCUCGCCGGCAAGGUGGACGUCUGCUGCUUCGACAAGACGGGGACCCUCACCUCCGACAACCUCGUCAUGAAGGGGGUGGCGGGGGCCCCCUUACCGCCUUCCGAGAGGGGGGCCCGCGGAGGGGACGCCACGGUGGAGAGCACCCUCGCCAAGAACCCGCCGGCGGCGGCGACGGCGGCGGGCGACCCGGCCACGGUUACCGUCCCCGUCGCCGAGCUGGGCGAGGUGCCCACCCGCAUCCUGGCGGGGUGCCACUCGCUGGUGACCCUGAACGGCUCGCUGGUCGGAGACUCGGUUGAGGUGGCGACCCUCAAGGGCCUGGGCUGGGCCUGCCUGAGGGGAGGGCUCGUCGCCCCUCGGGCUUCCGCCAAGGCGGCGAGGGAAGCCUGGAGAGCAGCCUCAGGUAGCGGCACCCCUGCGGAGGGCGGUAGCGGUAGCGGUAGUGGCGGCGGCGGCAGCGUUAGCGGUGGAAACGGCAGCGGCGAUUCGACGGCGGCGGCGGCAGCGGCGGCGGACGGUGCCCUGCAACCGCUGCAGGUGGUCCACUCGUGGGCCUUCGACCCGUCGCUGAGGAGGAUGUGCACAGCGGUCCGCCUGGCGGAGGGGGCGCAUAGCGGCAGCGGCGGUCAAGCCGGGCAGCAGCAGCAGCGGGCGGGAGCCCCGGCGGCGGCGGCGGCGGGGGGGGGACCUGCACAAGAAAAGGGUGGGGUUCCCCCGUUUCACGACCGCCUUUGGGUCGUGGCGAAGGGCGCGCCGGAGUCGCUCGAGCCGCUGCUGUCGGACGCGCCGCCCAACUACCGCUCCACGUUCUUGCACCACAUGGGGCAGGGCUCGCGGGUGCUGGCGCUGGCGUACCGCGCGCUCGAGCCCCGGGUGGACCUAGCCACCUGCCGGCGCAUGCGGCGCUCCUCAGCGGAGCGGGGGCUUCGGUUCGGCGGCUUCCUGGUCCUCGGCUGCCCGCUCAAGCCCGACGCGCCCUACGUGGUGCGGGAGCUGCGGGAGUCGAGCCACUCCGUGUGCAUGAUUACCGGCGACGGUGCGCUCACCGCCGCCGACGUAGCCAGGCAAGUCGGGAUGAUCGACCAACCUCCAUCGCGGACCCUUGUCCUCUCUCGGACGCCGGCAGGAGGGGGCGGUGAGAGAGUAGCAGCGGCGGAGAGCUUGUCCGCGGAGGCGGCCGGGGGAAGCCCGGACGCGUCGUCGCUCUGCUGGGUUUCACUGGCAGCGGGGGGGGCUCCGUCGGGUGGGGGGGGUAGGGUUCCUUUCGACGCCGGAGGGGGUGGGGUACCUUUCGACGCCCCCGGCAUCGCGGCCCUUGCCGAGCGCCACGCUCUCUGCGUCACAGGCGACAUGCUGUCUCAGGUGUCCGCGGUUACCGGCGCCGGCGGCGCCGGCGUUGACUUCACCGCUGCUCCUGAAACUCCUUCUUCUUCCACCAAGAAGGGCUUGAAGCUUCCGUCGUCGUCCUCUUCCUCGGAUGAUUUGCCGGCGAAGGCGGCGGCGGCGCACUCGUCCGCCCUGUCGGCGCUGUGCUCGCACGCGACCGUCUUCGCGCGCGUGUCGCCGGCGCAGAAGGAGCUCAUCAUCGGGGAGCUGAACGCUUCUGGCCACACGACGGUCAUGUGCGGGGACGGCACCAACGACGUCGGGGCUCUGCGCCGCGCGCACGUCGGCAACGUUAUGUGGAUCUCUAUCGUGAACUCACCGGAGUUAGAGCGACGCCUGGAGGCUUUCCUCGGCGACGGGCAGCAGCAACAGCAGCGGCGGCGAAAGAAGGGCACGGAGGAGACAGCAGGCAGCACCAGCAGCACCAGCGGAAGGAGGGGUAAGAAAAGCCAGGCGAAGCAGAGCAGGCUGCUGGCGUCACGAGAGAUCGAGGAGCAGGAGAAAGACCCGGCGCUGGUGAAGCUAGGGGAUGCUUCGAUAGCGUCCCCAUUCACAGCCAAAACCACCUCGGUCGGGUGCGUGCUGGCGGUGAUAAGGCAGGGGAGAUGCACACUGGUUACCACGCUCCAGGUCUACAAGAUUUUGGCACUGAACUGCCUGACGUCGGCCUACAUGCUAUCGGCGCUCUACCUCAAGGGGGUCAAGCAGGGGGACGGCCAGAUGACCGCCCUCGGCCUGGCCGUCUCCGCCCUCUUCUACUUCGCCAGCCGCUCGCACCCCCUGCGCCGCCUGUCGACGGCCCGGCCGCCGGCGCGAAUCUUGUGCCUCCCGGCCUGCCUGUCCGUGUUGGGGCAAUUCGCCGCUCACCUGGCGUCGCUGCUGGUGGUGACGCGGCUGUGCGAGGGCCAUGUCAACCCGGAGGACCCCUCUGUGAUGCCGGACGGGCCGUUCCGGGCCAACACGUUCAACUCGGCCGUGUUUCUUCUGUCCGCGGUCAUGCAGGUGAACACCUUCGCCGCAAACUACACCGGGCACCCUUUCAUGCAGUCCCUCGGGGAGAACCGGGCGAUGUGCUACCUCGUCCUGGCCUGCUACGCGACCCUCCUCGUGGCCGCGUCCGGCCUGGCCCCUUCCCUGGAGUCGUGGCUGCAGCUAGCGCCGUUCCCGGCAGGGUUCCGGGGACCGCUCCUCGCGGUCCUCGCGGCCGACACGGCGCUGGUGUUUGCGGUGGAAUACGGCACCCGGUGGUAUGCGGGGGGAUUCGGCGGUGGUGGGGCGGGUGUCGUCGUUGCUGCUGCCGGUAGCGGUAAGACUAGCGGCGGGAGAAAUAAGUCGCGGAAACGCACCAAGCGACCCAUUGGGUGAGUGGCUAAAAAGAGCUGCUCCCGGAGCAGCAAUGGUCAUGUUUGAGUUCAGUUUUGCUAUAUGUGGAAAGGGCGUUCGUACGUGGGCUCCUUGAUGCUGCUGUUCGCGAUUCUACGUGUGAGUGUGGUGUAAACUGCGAUGAUUAGUGUCUGCGACGGGAGUAGCCAGAGGCGGAACUACGCUUUGUACGGCCUUAAUCUGGUGUUACUGGUGUGUUAUUCUAUGCCUUGUAGUAGUCGGAGUUCCGCGUUUUUGUUGAUUUUGCUAGGUCGUUUAUUUUCUUUGAUGUUUCGCAAGCAUUGGUACCCUCUUGGGCUGGCGUGUGGCGUGCUGGUUGUUGGAACGCAAUUAGCUGAGACAACAACAACAACUAACCCGUC
Molecule: messenger RNA, 4502 nt
Organism: Ectocarpus sp. CCAP 1310/34
Lineage: Eukaryota; Phaeophyceae; Ectocarpales; Ectocarpaceae
Source: the annotation of a GenBank genome assembly